Molecule: messenger RNA, 996 nt
Organism: Drepanopeziza brunnea f. sp. 'multigermtubi' MB_m1
Lineage: Eukaryota; Fungi; Ascomycota; Leotiomycetes; Helotiales; Drepanopezizaceae
Biological process (GO): transcription by RNA polymerase III
Cellular component (GO): RNA polymerase III complex
Source: RefSeq, a predicted model, not a curated record
AUGGCAGGACGCGGGCGCGGUCGAGGCGCACCAGGCGUUCCGGGCCAAGUGAAGGGCGCAACCUGGGCUUUCGAUCCUACUCUCAAGCUCGAUUCUGCGCCUUCGGAGCUCUUUCCUCCUCAUCCUAACCUGCGCAGGCCCGCUCCUCUCACCGACCGCGAGAUACGCCAAAUCAUCGAGACGCGAAACCUCACGAAAAAGAUCCACCGCGGCCCCCUAUACACGAAAUCAACCAAGCGCGAUCUCAGCGGUAGCGUCAAGACCUUCAGCGAGGACCAGGUUAAUGCGCAAUUUGGCGGGAACGUAAAGGCGGAUAUGGAUCCGUUCACGGGUGUCGAGACGUACAGCAUGAGAUUUCUCCUCAAGAAGAAUGAAUUGCCUAAGCUGUCUGAUUGCCCCUUCCACAAGUCCCUCUUCCCCGAGGAUCUCUGGGCCACCCUCGAAGGCACCGAGGGCCUAGAGGCUCGUAAGCGCCUCGACCGCAUCCAGAAAAAGAAGGCUGCUCUGGCUAGUGGUAGCGGCGCAGUGGCUGGCGACAAGCUCAAUCGCUUAAACGACCGCAUCGAUAAGGCGACCGAAGGCAUCGACGAUGACGAGGAGCCAGACGAGGAGGACGAAGAUGCUAUGGUUGAUUCAGAGUUUGAUGACGAAGAUGGCGGUGAUUACGAUGCUGAGCAGUACUUUGAUGGUGGCGAUGGCGGGGAUGACGACGAUGAUGGUGGCAUUUGUUGGAUUCCGCUGCAGCGUGUCAGCGAGGCGUUGGGAAACGUUCUUAGAUAUUUAAACGAGGCUGAUCUGUACCGGCUCGUCGCACUAGAAGGCAUAUCAGGGGGGCGUUUGGUAACGGAAGGUAAUCAAAAUCGCAUAGACCAUAAUCCAAUGAUCGAAACCUCGAAAGUCAAAAUCGCUUCAAUUUCUAUAUCACAAUCGAACUUCGGCUUAUUCCGCUUGAAGCGUACUUAUAAGGGUGACUACUUGGUAGAAGUCCAAAAAUAA